Messenger RNA from Phlebotomus argentipes, 828 nucleotides. Its product is annotated as ribosomal RNA processing protein 36 homolog. The record is from RefSeq and is a predicted model, not a curated record. Gene Ontology annotation, cellular component: nucleolus; 90S preribosome. Bases 95 to 799 code for a protein of 234 amino acids. The transcript is spliced from 3 exons. NCBI's taxonomy places the organism in Eukaryota, Metazoa, Arthropoda, Insecta, Diptera, Psychodidae. Gene Ontology annotation, biological process: maturation of SSU-rRNA from tricistronic rRNA transcript (SSU-rRNA, 5.8S rRNA, LSU-rRNA).
AAAACACCCAAGUGUCCCAUAUGUUUUGCAAACGCGUGCAAUUUUCGACUUUUCUUAUAAUUCCUUCUGAGUCCCGAAGAAAGGCAGUAAAAUCAUGUCUGAUUCUGAAGAAAGCUCUGUGGAUAUCCCCCCAGAUGAUGAUCCAGAGAAGGAAUUGAUCCGAGAAGAGUUGAAAAACAUGCCUUUUGAGGAUUUAAUCAAGCUUAAGGCAAAGCUUGGAGCCAAGGUAUAUAAUUCCACAGUUCUUGGUAUCAGCAAGCCGACAGAAACGGUGAAAAAGCAGGGAUUCAAGAGGGAGAAUAAGAAUCGCCCAAGAGAAAUGAGUUUUCGAAAGCCCAUUCACAGCAAGAAACAGAAAGCAACUUCCACGACGUCCAGAGAUCCUCGCUUUGAUGAGAAAUGUGGGGAAUUCAGUAGGAGCGAAUUCAAGAAGCGAUACAGCUUCGUUGAAGACAUGAGAGCACAGGAAUUAGCUGAAUUGAAGGCAAACCUGAAGAAAACUGAGGAUCCGGAGGAGAAACUGAAGCUCAAACAUGUCAUUCAGCGCCUGGACAAUCAACUGAAAGAGUCGAAAAAGCAUAGAAAUCGAGAAGAGACCCAAAAGGCUGCAAUUCGAGAAGUUCAGCAAGCUAAAGACGAAGGAAGAACUCCAAUUUAUACAAACAAGAAGCAACAAAAGCUGAAGGAGUUGGUUAAGCAAUACCAGGAUCUCAAGGAGACGGGAAAACUGAAGAAACACAUUGAAAAAAGGCGGAAGAAGAACGCUUCGCAGGACAGGAAGAAAAUGAAGUCGUAUUGAUAUAAAUUCUAUUAUAAUCUAAACAAAAC